Thlaspi arvense is the source of this 1260-nucleotide messenger RNA. The record is from the annotation of a GenBank genome assembly. Lineage: Eukaryota; Viridiplantae; Streptophyta; Magnoliopsida; Brassicales; Brassicaceae.
AUGGCUUCCCUGCUUCUUUCUUUUGUGCUGCUUCUUUUGCUCACUGUUUCUUCAGCGGAGUCCAAGACUUUCUGGGCCGACGUGGCAGCUCUUAAGGAGUUCAAGAACUCGGUCGAUCCCAAAUCGAUAAGCCCUGGCUCUUGUCUCAGUUCCUGGGAUUUCUCCGUCGAUCCCUGCGACGGUUUGUCCGGCGAGACAUUCACCUGUGGUUUCCGUUGCGACUCCGUCGUUUCCGGAUCGGGUCGGGUCACGGAGCUAAUUCUCGACCAAGCCGGCUACUCCGGCUCCCUCUCCUCCGUCUCCUUCAACUUUCCUUAUCUCCAGGCCUUCGAUCUCUCCGGCAACUACCUCUCCGGUCCGCUUCCCGACUCUCUCUCCAAUCUCACCCGCCUCACCCGCCUCUUCCUCGCCGGAAACUCCUUCUCAGGAUCCAUACCCGAUUCUCUCGGGUCCAUGCCGGUUCUGGAGGAGCUCCUCCUCGACAACAACCGCCUCGACGGCUCCGUUCCGGCGAGUUUCAACGGUCUAACCAGCCUGAAACGGCUAGAAAUCCAGCUCAACAACAUCUCCGGCAAAUUUCCCGAUCUGAGUUCGCUCAAGAACCUCUACUACCUAGACGCGAGCGAUAACCGGAUCUCCGGUCCGGUUCCGUCGUCGUUGCCGGAAUCGGUAGUCCAAAUCUCCAUGCGAAACAACCUCAUGGAAGGAACAAUCCCGGAGAGCUUCAGAAAGUUAAACUCUGUAGAAGUUGUGGAUCUUAGCAACAACAAACUCAGUGGCUCGAUCCCAUCAUUCAUUUUCACUCACCAAACUCUGCAGCAGCUAACACUCUCCUUCAAUGGCUUCACCUCCCUGGAUUCACCUUACUACUCACCCUUGGGUCUCCCCAGCGAGCUAAUAUCCGUGGAUCUCAGCAACAACCAGAUCCAAGGCCCAUUACCUCUGUUCUUGGGUCUACUACCGAAGCUCUCGGCCUUGUCGUUGGAGAAGAACAGCUUCUCCGGUAUGAUUCCGACCCAGUACGUCUGGAAAACCGUAUCGCCCGGAUCCGGAUACGCCGGGUUUCAGAGGCUAUUACUAGGCGGCAAUUACUUAUUCGGAGUCGUACCGGGUCCUUUGAUGACGCUCAAGCCUGGAUCAAGGAACGUGCAGCUCGAAGGAAACUGCUUCUCGUGGUGUCCGGCGACGUUUUUCUUCUGCCGGGGACAAGAACAGAGAUCUCUUACGGAAUGCAGAAAGUUUAGUCGUGUAAUUCCUUGA